GCAGUCAGUCCAGUCAGAACAGCGAUUGUCUUUGUGUGUAAACGUUUAGUGUUUGGGAAGGAACAUUUUUAAUUCGCGAGAAAUAAGUUAUUUUAAUUAAUAGUUUUUUCCAUUAAAAUAAAAUGCUACAUGUAAUCUUAAGUUUAUAGUGUUAGUGAUUUUCAUUUUAUGAACUAGUUAAAAGUGCUAAUCAAAUCAAUGACGAAGCUACUCAGUGACAAGCACAAGCAAUACGAAGUUUAGCCUCUGUACUGAUUUCUUGAGUGUUGAAUGACUAUACCGGAGUAAACAGAAGGUGAAUCAUUCCUAAUACCGAGGAUUCCUUGAAUGUAAUAGUGGAUUGUCCUUGGAUUCCAAAUCUCCGCCAUCGCAAAAGCCUACAUUGGCGCAACCUCAUUUGAAUGCACAUUGUGAGGUAACACCGUAAACAAUAGUGUUAUGGAGCAGGCGUGAGUCGAGAUGUGGCCGAAGGUUGUCGCGGUCUUGGGGCUCGUGGCGGUGGCCAACGCCAUCCUUGAGGGCCCCAAUGUCUGCAUGAGAAAUGAGCCAUACACAACGAAAGUGCGCGUAUCGGAACAACAGCCGUACCAAGAAAAAGAAUACUCCUGGUGCUUCAACGUCCCACCACGAUGCUCCAAAUACCGAGUCAAAUUCCGAACAGUCUACAAGACGCAGAUCCUUGUGAAAUACCGGCCUGUUGAGGAAUGCUGCGCGGGAUUUGCUCCGGACACGAAUGGGGAGCAAUGCGUGCCUGUGUGCGUUGAUAAGUGCGUGCAGGGGAAGUGUGUGGCGCCGAAUACAUGCGCGUGUGACCAUGGGUACGGAGGACCGGCUUGCGAUAUAUCAUGCCCAAAAGGCAAAUGGGGCCGCAACUGCCAGAACUCCUGUCAAUGCCUGAACGGCGGUACCUGCGAGCCCUUAACCGGAGAAUGUGCCUGCGCGCCGGGUUGGCGAGGCGAGGCGUGCGAGAAGGCCUGUGCGGCGCCGACGUUUGGCGACAACUGCAUAGAGACGUGUCAAUGCAAGAAUGGUACUUGUGAUGCGGCGAGUGGCGCGUGCGAGUGUAUACCGGGCUUUACGGGACCGCUGUGUGAAGAGCGCUGCCCAGCGCAAGUUGCCUGUCCUCAGGGUUGCCGGUGUCAAAACGGCGGUAAAUGUCACCCACUCUCAGGAGAAUGCGACUGCGCGCCUGGCUGGGGCGGCGAGGUCUGCGCUAACAGGUGUCCAUCUGGAAAAUGGGGGGAGAAGUGUGAAUGGAGCUGCGAAUGUGCCAACGGUGCGAGCUGCCACCACGUCACCGGACAUUGCCACUGCGAAGCGGGUUAUACGGGCGAAAAGUGCAUGGAGACCUGCAAGCCAGGCACCUACGGCGUCGACUGCAACAGAACAUGCGAAUGUCUACACGGCGGCGAAUGUUCGCCAAAAGACGGCUCAUGUACUUGCAAACCUGGUUGGAAGGGCGUACAUUGCCAACUGCGCGCUUGCCCUGACGGCAAGUACGGAAAGAUGUGUGACAAGGACUGCGAAUGUGAACCUGCUAAUACAGACCUUUGCGACCCGUGGACGGGCGCGUGCGACUGCGCGGCCGGCUGGGACGGCGAGGCGUGCGGCCGGCAGUGCGCGCUGCUCACGUUCGGCAAGGGCUGCCGCUCCAGCUGCCGCUGCGAGAACAGCGGGCUCUGCUCGCCCGUCAACGGAUCGUGUCUCUGCGCGCCCGGCUACCACGGUCUACGCUGCGAGCAACCUUGCCAGUUCCCUCACUACGGCGACAACUGCCGAGACAUAUGCGACUGCGCCAUCAACGCCACCUGCUCCCACGAGACCGGCCAGUGCAAGUGUCCGCCCGGGUAUGAUGGAUUGAAAUGUGACCGUCCAUGCGACGGGAAGAAAUACGGAUUGAAGUGCCUACAAGAGUGCCAAUGUGAAAACAAUGCCCCAUGUAACCCCGUCAACGGCGAGUGUAUAUGCGGGCCGGGCUACACAGGCGACAAGUGCGAGCACACGUGUCCGCCGCACUACUUCGGGCAAGACUGCCGCUCGCCCUGCAACUGCGGGGACAACGCUCGCGGCUGCGAUCACGUCACUGGACGAUGCCAGUGCGAGACUAGUUGGCGAGGUAUCCGUUGCGAGACUCAAUGCGAACAAGGUUUCUUCGGCGACGGCUGCUCAGAGCGGUGCCCGUGCGUCAACAACUCCUCCUGCGAUGCUGCUACGGGCCGGUGUGAAUGCUCUGCGGGCUGGACUGGAGUCAACUGCUCGCAGCCAUGUUCUCCUGGUACCUACGGAGCCGGUUGCUCACAGCGAUGCGCUCCCGGGCCUGGUGGUAACUCGACAUGCGACCCAGUGACAGGCGUAUACGCUUGUCCCAGCGGCUACACGGGUGCGGCCUGCGAAUACCCGUGUCCGCUCGGCACUUUCGGCCUUAACUGCCAAGAGAAGUGCGCUUGCAAGAACGGUGCCGACUGUCACCAUGUCACCGGAGCGUGCCAGUGCCCGCCCGGCUGGCGCGGCCGGCUGUGCGACGAGGCGUGCCCGGCGGGCUGGUGGGGCGCCAACUGCACGCAGCCGUGCCGCUGCGCCGCCGCCGCCGCCUGCCGCCCCAACGACGGCUACUGCCGCUGCCCGCCCGGCUACACCGGCGCCUACUGCACGCAGUGUGAGUCUACCCUACCUUACGUGCCCGGCGGGCUGGUGGGGCGCCAACUGCACGCAGCCGUGCCGCUGCGCCGCCGCCGCCGCCUGCCGCCCCAACGACGGCUACUGCCGCUGCCCGCCCGGCUACACCGGCGCCUACUGCACGCAGUGCCGUGCCGCUGCGCCGCCGCCGCCGCCUGCCGCCCCAACGACGGCUACUGCCGCUGCCCGCCCGGCUACACCGGCGCCUACUGCACGCAGUGUGAGUCUACCCUACCUUACGUGCCCGGCGGGCUGGUGGGGCGCCAACUGCACGCAGCCGUGCCGCUGCGCCGCCGCCGCCGCCUGCCGCCCCAACGACGUGUGAGUCUACCCUACCUUACGUGCCCGGCGGGCUGGUGGGGCGCCAACUGCACGCAGCCGUGCCGCUGCGCCGCCGCCGCCGCCUGCCGCCCCAACGACGGCUACUGCCGCUGCCCGCCCGGCUACACCGGCGCCUACUGCACGCAGUGUGAGUCUACCCUACCUUACGUGCCCGGCGGGCUGGUGGGGCGCCAACUGCACGCAGCCGUGCCGCUGCGCCGCCGCCGCCGCCUGCCGCCCCAACGACGGCUACUGCCGCUGCCCGCCCGGCUACACCGGCGCCUACUGCACGCAGUCCGUGCCGCUGCGCCGCCGCCGCCGCCUGCCGCCCCAACGACGGCUACUGCCGCUGCCCGCCCGGCUACACCGGCGCCUACUGCACGCAGUGUGAGUCUACCCUACCUUACGUGCCCGGCGGGCUGGUGGGGCGCCAACUGCACGCAGCCGUGCCGCUGCGCCGCCGCCGCCGCCUGCCGCCCCAACGACGGCUACUGCCGCUGCCCGCCCGGCUACACCGGCGCCUACUGCACGCAGUGUGAGUCUACCCUACCUUACGUGCCCGGCGGGCUGGUGGGGCGCCAACUGCACGCAGCCGUGCCGCUGCGCCGCCGCCGCCGCCUGUCGCCCCAACGACGGCUACUGCCGCUGCCCGCCCGGCUACACCGGCGCCUACUGCACGCAGUCCGUGCCGCUGCGCCGCCGCCGCCGCCUGUCGCCCCAACGACGGCUACUGCCGCUGCCCGCCCGGCUACACCGGCGCCUACUGCACGCAGUGUGAGUCUACCCUACCUUACGUGCCCGGCGGGCUGGUGGGGCGCCAACUGCACGCAGCCGUGCCGCUGCGCCGCCGCCGCCGCCUGCCGCCCCAACGACGGCUACUGCCGCUGCCCGCCCGGCUACACCGGCGCCUACUGCACGCAGUGUGAGUCUACCCUACCUUACGUGCCCGGCGGGCUGGUGGGGCGCCAACUGCACGCAGCCGUGCCGCUGCGCCGCCGCCGCCGCCUGCCGCCCCAACGACGGCUACUGCCGCUGCCCGCCCGGCUACACCGGCGCCUACUGCACGCAGUGUGAGUCUACCCUACCUUACGUGCCCGGCGGGCUGGUGGGGCGCCAACUGCACGCAGCCGUGCCGCUGCGCCGCCGCCGCCGCC
Molecule: messenger RNA, 4151 nt
Organism: Cydia pomonella (codling moth)
Lineage: Eukaryota; Metazoa; Arthropoda; Insecta; Lepidoptera; Tortricidae
Product: protein draper-like
Exons: 18
Coding region: 460-4071 (1203 amino acids)
Molecular function (GO): scavenger receptor activity; protein binding
Source: RefSeq, a predicted model, not a curated record